AUUAUGGACGUAACCAUAAAUAAUGAAGAAUUCGACGAGGAUGACCUUAUUCCUCUGGAAUUAAAUCUAAACAGCCCAACAAUCAGUUACAACAAACAAUAUUAGAGAGUUUUAGCAGUCACAAAUUUGGUUCCGUAAGAGUUAAAAGAACGUCAUUUGACAUUUAAGUCCUCUUUUUUAUUGACAGUAAGCAUCGCGAUGCGCAGGUAUUACUCUACCAUUUUCAUGGUGCUACGUAUCCGCCUUAACACCUAGUUCAAGUGAGAGGUAAAUUUAUCCCAGAGUUAAGCCUUAACUCUGAGAUAACUAUGACGGUGCAAAGACUAAUUCGAAGUUAGCGCACUUUAACCCGAACCGAUGCAAACCACCAUGGAGUUACAUCGAGUAAUUCAACAGGGUCACUGGAAAGCGUUCUAUAUUUUAUGACAGAGUGUCAGCUGAUUUACUACAUGUUAGGUUAGGAGCCACAGCCAGCUGCUUUGUGUCAUGUUUUGUGAAGGUGGGUUUAUCCUUGUUUUGAAUUUUGAAUAUCUUCAAAAAAAGCAGUAGUUUUUUUCUAAAACUUAACGAGAUAAUUAAAGUUAAUGGAAGUCUCAUCACGGAGUUGUCUGUGAACAAAUAUUUAGUAAAUGAGUGAAAUCAUAUAAUUUGCAAUCACUACUGGAAAGGUACAAAGUGCAUGUAUCACCUUCACAAGACCUGUCCUUGAAAUAAAACUAGUGCGAUUACUGCAUUUGAAUAACUAAUUACAUAAAAAUGGGCAACAGAUCAUCGCUCCUUUUACGCGAGGAGGAAAUCGCCCAAAUUCAACAAGAAACUGGAUUCACUCCAAACCAAAUAGAACGUCUGUACAGUCGUUUUACCUCACUGGAUCGCGGUGACUGUGGUACAUUGAGUAGAGAUGACUUCCUGAGGAUACCAGAGCUAGCAAUCAAUCCAUUGGGUGAACGAAUUGUGAAUUCAUUCUUUCAAGGAGAUGAGUUUGCAGAUAGAGUGAAUUUCAGACAAUUCAUGCAUGUGCUGGCACAUUUUAGGCCUAUCAAACGGAAUAAAGAAAAUAAGCUGAAUUCUAGAGAGGAAAAAUUAAGAUGUAAGAAUUUUAUAAUUUUAUUUGCCUUCAAAAUGUAUGAUCUUGACAACGAUGACAUGAUUUCCAAAGAUGAAUUGCUAGCCAUUUUGCACAUGAUGGUUGGUACUAAUAUCAGUGAGGAACAGCUGAUCAGCAUUGCAGAACGCACCAUCCUUGAAGCAGAUGAAGAUGGUGACCAAAUGAUAUCUUUUGAAGAAUUCUGUAAGGCAUUGCAGAGGACUGAUGUUGAACAGAAAAUGAGUAUAAGAUUCUUGAACUAAGUAAUUUUUAAUUUUAUUCAUUCAAGAUUAGCUUUAUGUUUGGUGACAGUUUAGUAGUUGAUAUUAUAAUGCCUAAGCAACAGUGAUUGUCACAGUUAUUUUCUUAUUAUAUUAUUAUUAAUGAUAAUUUUUUACAUAUUAAAAAGUAUACAAUAUUACUUAAAAUUGUUUAGAAUGAAACUGUUACCAAUGUUUAAGGCGGGCGAAGCUUUGAUGAGCUAGGAUCCUCAUUUGCUCCCAUAUUUUUUAUCAAGAUCUUUCAUGUUUUCUGACCAACCAUGCCAAUACAGAUCUCGCCUGGACUGACAAAAUUAGCAGAACUGUUUUCUACUGUAUUAGUUCAUUUUCAUUAGCAUUGAUGGUAUGUCUUAAGGGUCCUAUUAUUUGUAUAAAUGUGUAUGUAGCCAUUGGGCAUAGCUUAGUAUAAUUUAUCUAUUCGGGACAAAAUAUAUAGUAAAACUACAAAUGUUUAUUUUUUCAAGUACCCAUAUGUUAGUUUACAAGCAUACCUAAUUAAAAAACACUGGAAAAUCAAAGAGAUUGUGGAUUGUUUAAAAAAAUCAUUUACAAUUUUGUAACAAACUUUUAUUUUCGAAAUAUUCAAAUCCACCAUAGUGGCGCAAUUGGAAUAUAUACAGUGCAUUGUCUAUAAACUUAUUACUGAUUUAAAAUGAAUCACAACACAUCAAACGUAAAAACUAGAGAAAAACGAUCAAUAAUUUAAUGAUAACACCUUAGCUUUAUAAAAUCUAUUGAUACUAUUUUAAAUAAAUUUAAGAACUACUCAAUCGCAUGUAUUAUUUAUACAAUGUAUUUUAUGAUUACGGCCUUGUCUAUGACAACACACUCUCGUAUUUAGAGUUCAGUUGCC
Molecule: messenger RNA, 2221 nt
Organism: Acanthoscelides obtectus
Lineage: Eukaryota; Metazoa; Arthropoda; Insecta; Coleoptera; Chrysomelidae
Source: the annotation of a GenBank genome assembly